GCUGGCGGAGGCCGGGCACCAUGCGGCGCGGGGCCAGGAGCGUGCGGGGCAGGGACGGGCCGGCGCCCACGCCCUGCGUGCAGGCCCAGUGCUUCGACCCGCUGGUCCGCCUCUGCGUGGCCUGCCGGCUCUUCCGCACGCCCGAGCCUGGACGCGCCUCGCCUCCCUCCGGCCUGCGCUCCCUCCCCUCGUUCCCCCGUCCUCUCUCCCCGUCCCCUCCGCACGCGCCAGCAGCGGGCCUGAGCAGCCAGGCGCCCGGGACGGCGCUGCAGCCGCAGGAGUCCGUGGGCGCCGGGGCCGAGGCCGUGCUGCCCCUGCCCGGGCUGCUCUUCGGCGCCCCCGCGCUGCUGGGCCUGGCGCUCGCCCUGGCCCUGGCCCUGGUGGCCCUGAUGAGCUGGAGGUGGCAGCGGCGGCGCAGGACGGCCUCCCUAGAGGCCCCAGACGGAGGCCAGGAAGAGGCCCUGGACAAUGUCAUCAUCCCCUCGACAGAAACCCUGGAUGCUUCAGCUCCCAUCUGGUCUCCACCCAGAGAAGACCCAGGCAGCACCCCACCUGGCCACAGUGUCCCUGUGCCAGCCACAGAGCUGGGCUCCACUGAGCUGGUGACCACCAAGACCACUGGCCCUGAGCAACAAUAGCAGUGGAGAGGACAGGAGGGGCCCCUGUCCUGCAUCAGUGUCCCCCCGCCACAAGGGUUCAGAACUGAAUUCAGCUCUUCACUCCAGCACCCACCUGACCUUUUCCUGGGAGCCAGACUGCUCCCCGCUGAACCCUAGAGACACUACAGUACAAAGUGUGUAGCCAUUUGGAAUUGUUUGUGUGUUUACUUUUUGCUUAAGACCAUGCCAACUUUGACUGUUCUUAAAGGUCCUCUCUGCUCCAGUGCUUUUGAAUGACUAGCUCUGCUGGUUUUGGAUAUGGUUUGAAUGUGUCCCCCAAAGCUCCAUGUGUUGAAAUUUAAUUCCCAUCAUGAGAUAUUAUUAAGGGGAUGAAAACUUAAUCUGAUUGUGGCAUUUAGAGGUGGGGCCUUUGGGACGUGAUUAGGAUUAGACAAGGUCAUCUGGGUGACCAUCAUGAUUGAACUUUCAUGGCUUUAUAAGAGAGAGACUAGAAGAAACACACAAUAUAUACUUCUUGUCCUUUG
This is a messenger RNA of Marmota flaviventris (yellow-bellied marmot), 1144 nucleotides long. RefSeq names its product TNF receptor superfamily member 13C (gene Tnfrsf13c). Gene Ontology annotation, molecular function: signaling receptor activity. The record is from RefSeq and is a predicted model, not a curated record. Lineage: Eukaryota; Metazoa; Chordata; Mammalia; Rodentia; Sciuridae. Gene Ontology annotation, biological process: positive regulation of B cell proliferation; positive regulation of T cell proliferation; B cell costimulation. Gene Ontology annotation, cellular component: external side of plasma membrane.